Molecule: messenger RNA, 2931 nt
Organism: Podarcis raffonei (Aeolian wall lizard)
Lineage: Eukaryota; Metazoa; Chordata; Lepidosauria; Squamata; Lacertidae
Gene: PYCR1
Product: pyrroline-5-carboxylate reductase 1
Exons: 7
Coding region: 28-969 (313 amino acids)
Biological process (GO): L-proline biosynthetic process
Molecular function (GO): pyrroline-5-carboxylate reductase activity
Source: RefSeq, a predicted model, not a curated record
UUAGGUCACCUCCAGGCAACUGACACCAUGAGUGUGGGAUUCAUCGGCGCGGGGCAGCUUGCCUUCUCCCUGGCUAGGGGUUUCACCGCAGCAGGAGUUUUGGCUGCUCACAAGAUAACAGCAAGUUCACCAGACACUGAUCUCCCUACUGUAUCAGGGUUGAGGAAAAUGGGUGUGAAUUUCACUCUAAGCAACAAAGAGACGGUUAAAAACAGUGACGUCCUGUUUCUGGCAGUGAAACCUCCCAUAAUUCCAUUCAUCCUGGAUGAGAUUGGCUCAGAUAUAGAGGAUCGGCACAUUGUGGUCUCAUGCGCUGCUGGGGUCACGAUCAGCUCUAUUGAAAAGAAACUUUCUGCCUUCUGCCCCACCCCGAAAGUGAUCAGGUGCAUGACCAACACACCUGUGAUUGUAAGAGAAGGAGCUACUGUCUACGCUACGGGGACCCAUGCUGACGUAGAGGAUGGAAAGCUCUUGGAACAACUGAUGGCUAGUGUGGGCUUCUGCACUGAGGUGGAAGAAGACUUGAUAGAUGCUGUCACUGGACUCAGUGGCAGUGGACCUGCUUAUGCAUUCACAGCCCUGGAUGCCCUGGCAGAUGGAGGUGUGAAGAUGGGCCUUCCUCGCAGGCUAGCCGUCCGGCUGGGAGCUCAAGCUUUGCUGGGAGCUGCCAAGAUGCUGUUGGAUUCAGAGCAGCACCCCGGACAGCUGAAGGACAAUGUUUGCUCACCUGGGGGUGCUACCAUCUACGCCCUGCACUUCUUGGAGAGUGGUGGCUUCCGUUCACUCCUCAUCAAUGCUGUGGAGGCAUCCUGCAUCAGGACAAGGGAACUACAAUGCUUGGCUGACCAAGAGAAGGUCUCCCCGGCCGCUGUUAAGAAGACCUUAAUGGAUAAAGUGAAACUAGAGUCUUCCUCUGCCAACAAGGUCAGCUUAUUCAGCAAAAAGAAUCCUGGCAGCAAGAAGCAAUGAGGAGGCCUGGGCCUUGCCUAGCCAACACUUUCCUUUCCCUUUCAGGGGAAUCAGUAGCUUAAGCCAUUUUUUUGUGGUGGGGCCUAGCCUGGUUUCGCGGCUGCAGGAGAACGGGGUUUUAGCAUCCAGAUGUGAUUAAUUAAAGGGUAGCAGGGACCAGCAUUUCUGGGGGCUGAGCAGGAGGCAGACUGUCACCAGCACCACUUUCCAUUGGGUGGGUGACUGUGUGUACUUCUGACCUUGAGGGAUUUUGCUCCUGUAGUUGUGAUUACGGUGUUUUGUUAUUUACAUCCUCCUCCCUUCCUCCGGGGCACACCCUUUUUGUUAAUCUUUUCAUCAACUUCGUGAACAGUGCUAUUUUUCUAGAAAAAGAGGUUCACCAUGAACACCUCCCUCAUUCUUUUAAAAUGGCAAUGAUGCCUACCUGAGAGGUGCCGGAACUGAGUUCCAGAGAGUUUUGGCUGAAAAAAAGCCCUGCUUGUGAGGUACAUUGCCCUCAGAGACAAUGGCUGGCCCAAGGUAACCUGGGGAGCACCAUGUCUAAGCAGAGAUUUUAACCUGGUCUCUCCCAGUCUCUUUGGCUGUCUUCUGUGGCUGUAUCAGGCUGGUAGACAUUCACUGGUAUGGGCACACUUCUUAUUUAAUAGGCCAGGGACUUGACCCCAGGCAGGCCCUUCAAGUCCUGGCAGUUGUUGUAUAUCCCAUUUUCAUGAAAUAGUGGCUGCUGUACAGUCUGCAAGGUACUCUGGGCUUCGGGCUAUAGCAGCCUUGUUUUUUUUUACUCCUCACUGCAAACUGGAUUGCCACUGUUCCCCACACACUGUUUGUCUCACUUUGUAUAGAGGACCCCAAAUUUCCUUGGCAGCUCCACCUGGACAGCCCCUACCAUGCUGCCCACAAUAGUAGUAAAAUAAAAUCUCUCACAAUUUUUCUGUUUCUGCCUCCUUCCAACUUCUCCUAUUCUUGCUAGGACUUUUGCAUUGGCUACAUAUAUGCCGUUCUCCUGUUACCAGCAGAAGUAGAUGUCCAUAUAGAUUAAAAGUCUGGUGUAGCUCAGCUACUAGAGAAACUUAGGAAACUGCCUUAUGCCAGGCCAGACUCCUUGCCCAUCUACCUCUGUAUUAUUUCCAACAUUGACUGACAGCAACUCUCCAGGGCAGAGGAAGGGCUUUUACAUUGUCCGCUACCCAGCCCUUUUUAACUGGACAUGCCAGGGAGUUCACCAUGCUCCCCCUGGCUGUUGGGAGUUGUAAUCCUGCAACAUCUAGAGGUCCACAGGUUCUCCAUCCCUGCUCUAGCUCUGUGAGUAUGGUUUAGUAAUGACAAGCUAGAAUCAAACCGUGGUUUCCAGAUGUGUCAGAACUGGCCUGCUGUUUCAACUACAUUUGCUUGCUUUUUAUCUUCCUUCAAAGGUGCUGUUUUCAUAUAUAGAGAAGAGGUUUUAAAAAUGUGUUUGGGGUUGUUGGUGGUCUUGGGGGUUUUUUGUUUUUUUGUUUUGCUAAUGACACUUGCUCUAGAAACAAACACUUAACCUCUGGGAAGCUUUAUGUAGAAUACCUCAUGAUCCUUUCAAAAUAUGCUGGUUGUUAUUUGUAACUUGUUUACUUCAAGGUGCUCAGGAGCUAACUCCUCAGACAUUCGCUAUUCCUCCUCCCAGCUCCAACAGAAAGCCUUUGUCCUUCAAGGCUCUGCCCCUCUAGCCUCUUCAUAUGGUAAUGAUUGGAAUAACGAACCUGGCGGGUGGGUGAAAGAAAUACAGUGGACCAGGGUCACGCUUGGAUAGAUGAUAAGACAGACACCUGAGGAUACAGUAUUAUUUCCUAGAUACUUGCUGGGUUUCCUGGUUCUUGCUUAUUGGAAGGUGUGGAGAUGGGGAGCAUUAUGUUCAGUCUCUCUAGGGGCGUAUUCCACUCCCCACCCCCAUUUUCCUCUGGAGAAUAAACUCUGUGCUUCUCAGCCUGA